Messenger RNA from Alternaria rosae, 2353 nucleotides. RefSeq lists its product as uncharacterized. The coding region runs from base 219 to 1976 and encodes 585 amino acids. Lineage: Eukaryota; Fungi; Ascomycota; Dothideomycetes; Pleosporales; Pleosporaceae. The record is from RefSeq and is a predicted model, not a curated record. The transcript has 3 exons.
GCCCGUGCUCGGCAACUGAGUGAACCUUGAAACUACCAACCGGGACCAGUGGUGCACGAGCAUUUUCCCCUCGCGUUACCAGUGGCAUGCGUGGAGCAUUUGUAGCCAGUCUACGAUACCUACUUUAUCGAUGUGUUGAUAUCAGCCUGGAGUGAUCCGAGCGUUGCCCCGGCAUUGCAGGUGGGGACAGGCGGGUGCACUCCGAAUGUGGGCCCAAGAUGUCCACGCCAUCGGUUCUGGACCCACAGGCGACGCAAGCCAGAUCCGCAACCGAGGGCGGAACGUCGCUGCCCGCACAAGUCGAGGCGCACAAAGCACGAGAAGAAGGCGUGAUUGAAAAUCGACCAUACGUCCAAGGUACGAAACACCCAUCAACGGGCGACGGCACAUAUCCAUCCAUAUUCUCCACAUUAGGACUUUUUGUGAGCGACUCCUCACCAACACGGCAAGACCCAGGGUCUCUGCAACAAUGCUCGUCCUGUGCUACUCGAAAAGGCAUUUUGAAGAAAGUACGAUUUCUUGAAGAACCUAGGAUUCCUUCAUCUCCUACCCAAUCCGCAGGAUCGAGCUUGCGUAAUGCAACUUCUGCCUUUCCAAGCAGGAGUCCGCUGUACCCUCCUGUCCUGCCCUUACCUGCUCCGCCGCCGCCACCGCCUCCAAUACAGGCUCCCCGACCGCCAACACUCUUCAACAAGACUAUUGAAACGAACGAACUCCUGAGUGUUCCAGCUCUCCGGCUGUAUACCAACUUUAUGGACGAACUUUACAACUUUGUCGCACGACAAGCGGAGGUAGUAGUAACUCGGCUUGCCGUUCAAGAAAGGCGCAUGGAGCUGCAUAGACUAAGAGAGCAUGUAUCAAGAUGCGAUAUGAUCCUCUUCGAUCGUAUGCGCGAGCAAAGAAAUGGAAAUCUUCCCUUCAACGAGGACGCCAUGGUCAACUUAUUCGAGGCAUCACAGGCGGCGAGGGACGAGAUCGGGCCUGUUGAAUCAGAGUAUGAGCCUCUUGAGAUCAUGCUCGGAUCAAAAGAACAACAUCUAGUGGAUAUGUACUCAAAGCUAGAGAAGACUUUCGGGCACUUCUUCAGACUUGACACAACCCCGUCCACGAAGCCUACCGAACCGUCUGAGAUCGAAUACGAGUCUUCUUCCAUCGCAUCCCUAGCCGAAGAAUUUACGUCUUUUCACGACAUUGAGCAUCUCCAUGGCGCAAUCGUUGGAGAAACCGUCAAUAUCGCCCAACUGCCAAGACUUGCAGGACUGGACAGCAAAUUACCAGAGCUCGUUAUUGCUCACCGAGAGACAUCGUUGAUAGAAUUAGCCGGCCUCCAUACGGCCCGUAACGUUCGUUCUGCCGAAGAGUAUUCCAAGCUUGAUUUAGGGGAUACGCUCAACUACAUCGGAAAAUGGAUUACAGAUAGUUUGAAUGAGCUUGAGAUCGGUACCAGGUUUCAAAAGGACGUUACAGAUCAACUUGCAUCUGAUGAGAGUAACUAUAUCAACAUACCCGGUGCGUUACAAGACUCCAUGACUGAGUUGCCAGUCAAUCGAGGUUUGGAGGAAGGCAAUCCCUUGCUUUUACACGACGAGAGCAUUGAAACUCGGAGAAUUCUGAGCGAGUAUCUGAUGGAAUUUGACAGUACGCCGGAUCGGGUCAAUCGCUGGAUGCUGCACCAGCUCCGCAUUUCGCCACACGAGACUUACGCUCUCUAUAGAUGUAGUGCUGUAAGCACGGAACAGCCGUUGCACUGGGCUACAUCAGUACUGAAAAUGUGGCCACAUGACAAUUUUGGACAGGUCGAUCCAUAUGGGCAAGGGUCAGUAGAGCUCGAAGAGAGUGUUAAUGAUCCUCAGCGUCUCGGCUACCAUGGAGCUUGUCUUCCGGGAUGUCGCUCUCUGGAUGCAUGGCCCGCUAACGACAUGUGGUUGGAAUCCGAGUCGUCCUUCGACUCGAGAACGGAGGCUGCCCAAAAUUGACCGACGCAGAUGCAAUCACAAACCUUUUCGAAAAUAGUACACGAGCUGGAUUUUAUUCAUGGUCAGAUUCUUACAUAUCGAUAGUCGCUACGUCCAAUGUACGUUUAGCGGAUACUUUGAUUAUUCAAGCAUAAUUUUGGGAUUGCGUGAUUCUCAGUCGGCAGAUCUGGUCAUUGCGCGAAGCACUUUCAUCACGAGCCUUCCCAUAGGAAAUAGUCUAGCUUCCAGUAGGCAUAUAACAUUACGAAUUCCGUCAUUUGUGGCUAUCCUUUUGACGGGCUUUUGAGGCUACUGAAGCCAUGAGUCGCUCGUCUCGCUCCGCGGGAGUGCGGGAUUGACAGCAAUCUAGAGACUGGCACGUAUAUGGGUGCGAGUCA